AUGUCUACCAAAGAGGAAGUCUUGCAGAGACACAAGAAGGAACAAAAGGAUUUAGUUGCAACUAUUACUGGUUUAAAGAAGCAGUCCACAAAAAAAUCUAGAAAAAAUGUGAUAUCCAAGUGUAAUGAAUUGCAAGAGACUCUAAAUUUGAAACAAAAAGACGAGCUUCGUCAAUUUGAAGAUCAUAAAGAAGAUGAGGUAACUCCUGAAAAGUUGUUAGAGCAGUUGGAAAUAAAUAAUUAUGACGACCAUAAAAAUACAGAAGACAAAUCUAUUCACGUAGCAUUAACUAAACCAAAAAGAAAUAGGCAGAAAGAACGCAUAGCUAAAAGACAAGCAGAAAUCGCAAAGAUGAAAGAAGAAGCUUCUCGCGAAGCUGAAAACACUAUCGAUUACAGGAAAAUAGAAGAGGAAUCAAUGAAAGAGCUUCUUCUGCGUAAUGGCCUUCAGAUGCACGAAAUAAAUCCAGAUGGGCAUUGUCUCUUCGCCUCGAUCGUAGAUCAACUACUGACGAGACUCGAUUUGACCACAAGUGUUCAAGAAUUGCGGAAUAAGGCUGCAAGUCAUAUUUUCGAACAUGAAGAAGAUUUUAUCCCCUUCAUGAUUGACGAAGAAACUGAUACAAUGCGUCAAUUGGCAGAUUACAUCGAAGAACUCAAAAGCACGGCAAUGUGGGGCUCAGAUAUGGAAAUAUUAGCACUAGCUAGGGAGUACGAUUGUCCAGUGACAGUAUUUGUUGCUGGGUCAUCUAUGAUCAAGAUUAACGAACAGGCAACGAAUCCCGAAUUGAAACUAGCAUAUUAUAAACACUCUUAUGGUCUAGGUGAACACUACAAUUCUCUUCGUGAUUUGAGCUAG
Molecule: messenger RNA, 858 nt
Organism: Priceomyces carsonii
Lineage: Eukaryota; Fungi; Ascomycota; Pichiomycetes; Serinales; Debaryomycetaceae
Exons: 1
Coding region: 1-858 (285 amino acids)
Biological process (GO): protein deubiquitination
Molecular function (GO): cysteine-type deubiquitinase activity
Source: RefSeq, a predicted model, not a curated record